This is a messenger RNA of Drosophila busckii, 877 nucleotides long. Its product is annotated as zinc finger matrin-type protein 2. Gene Ontology annotation, biological process: mRNA splicing, via spliceosome. The transcript has 2 exons. Lineage: Eukaryota; Metazoa; Arthropoda; Insecta; Diptera; Drosophilidae. Gene Ontology annotation, cellular component: spliceosomal complex; U4/U6 x U5 tri-snRNP complex. Gene Ontology annotation, molecular function: zinc ion binding; nucleic acid binding. The record is from RefSeq and is a predicted model, not a curated record. The coding region runs from base 69 to 653 and encodes 194 amino acids.
CACUAGGUUUUUGUUAUAAAGAAAGUAAACUAUAAAAAAAACAAUAAUUUUAGCCAAAAUUUACCAACAUGACGAUGCGACCAGAUGACCACCGAAGAAAAUGGGACAAAAACGAGUACCAAAAACUAGCCCAGGAGCGCUUGAUGAACCAAGCGCAGCCAAAAGAAGAAGAGCCUAUACAGCGAGAAAAUCUGAAGCGACGAGACUAUAAGGUUGACUUGGAUAGCAAAUUGGGCAAGAGUGUUGUGAUAAACAAAAAUACACCUACCUCGCAAUCCGGCGGCUACUAUUGCAAUGUGUGCGACUGUGUGGUUAAGGAUUCCAUCAACUUCCUGGAUCACAUUAAUGGAAAAAAACACCAGCGCAAUCUGGGCAUGUCCAUGAAAGUAGAGCGCAGCACCGUUGACCAGGUGAAGGAGCGCUUUCAGCAAAACAAAAAGAAAAUGGAGGAGAAAGUGAAGGAUUAUGAACUGGACAGAAAGGUGCGUGAGGCUAAAGAGGAGGAAGACCGGUACAAAGAGCACCGAAAGGAGAAAAGAAAAGACCGAAAGCGAAAGGCUGAGAAUCACGAUGACUUAAAUGGUGGCAUGCCCGACGACAUGGCUGCGAUAAUGGGAUUCUCUGGCUUUGGCGGCUCCAAGAAGAACUCAUAGACUUUUUGUCACUCUUUAGUAUUAAGUUUGAUAGAAAUAGAUUUUAACCAACGAACCCGUUUACUGGGGGCUAAUCGCUGUGAUUGGUUUGUGACAUUUAUUUCAUCAUAUGUAUGUAAUGUAUGUAUGCAUGUAUAUAUGUAUAAGACAAUUUUACACCAGUUAUUGUAUUGUACAACAGCUUGCCCGAGUAAUAAUUUAAUAGCAGUAAAAAUGCAAAAUGA